AUGGCGAGACAACAUCUGCAGACCAAGACUAGACGACAAAAAGAAUACUACGACCGGAAGUCAUUCGGUACACCAGUAAGACCAGGAGAUCGUGUUUGGCUACGGAUGGAAACACUGACCCCAGGAAUGCCGAGAAUGGAANCAUACGAGAUACAAGAGACUGUUUCAGACUGCACGUGUUACACCCGCUCGGUCAAAAGACCAGAACAACGAGCAUUUGUAGUGCAUUUUAAUCGUCUUAAGCCAGAUGAGACUGUGGAGCAACAGGAGGCCCAUGGAGGGUUAGUGAUAGCAGAAGAAUGCGAGGUACCAGCUGAGGGUGGUGUUGGAACCACACUGAGGACAGUGCUGCGAUCGGAGGAGGGGAGUGGUGUUGGAGAUGACUGGGGGCAGUCACCUUGA
This is a messenger RNA of Echinostoma caproni, 402 nucleotides long. The record is from the annotation of a GenBank genome assembly. Lineage: Eukaryota; Metazoa; Platyhelminthes; Trematoda; Plagiorchiida; Echinostomatidae.